Molecule: messenger RNA, 1698 nt
Organism: Arachis ipaensis
Lineage: Eukaryota; Viridiplantae; Streptophyta; Magnoliopsida; Fabales; Fabaceae
Biological process (GO): DNA integration
Molecular function (GO): RNA-DNA hybrid ribonuclease activity; nucleic acid binding
Source: RefSeq, a predicted model, not a curated record
AUGGAAAAGCUAGCGUACGCAUUGGUAACCUCAGCAAGAAGGCUAAGGCACUAUUUUCAAAGCAACAAAAUCAUAGUCAAAACAAAUCAACCUCUACGUCAAGUCCUAACAAGACCAGAGGUAUCCGGUAGACUAAUCAAGUGGUCUAUCGAACUCUCCGAGUUCGACAUUGACUAUGAACCAAGAACAGCCAUGAAAGCACAAAUAUUAGCCGACUUUGUGGCCGAGCUAUCAGAACAGCCGAAGCAACAACACACAUGGGAGCUAUAUGUCGACGGCGCAUCCAACAACGAAGGCUCUGGAGCAGGGGUAUUACUCACCAACAAGGAAGACUUGCAACUCGAGAAAUCUAUCAGAUUCACAUUCCAGACAAGCAAUAAUCAAGCCGAAUACGAAGCACUGCUCGCCAGACUAAGACUGGCACAAUCCCUUAACAUCACCCACCUACAAGUAUACUGCGACUCACAGCUUGUAGUGCAGCAGGUAACAGGCCACUUUCAGGUAAAGGAUCAGCUACUAGAAAAAUACCACAGCUCGGUAAAGAAACUCCUCACAAACUUUCAUUUUAUACAAAUCACACACAUAGCUCGGGAACAUAACACCCGGGCAGAUGCACUCUCAAAAUUAGCAACAACCAGGAAGUUUAUAACUGAUUCUGUUAUAUCUCAACUAACACUCACCAAUCUAAGCUUUAGUAGCAAAUCGAUAUUUUCAGUGGCCAAGGAAGAAGAUUGGAGGGCGCCAUACAAACAAUACAUACAAUCAGGAAGGAUCCCUACAACAUCAGAUACCAAAACAUUCAGAAGACGUGCAGCUCCCUUCACUAUGAUUGGAAAUGAGCUAUACAAAAGGGGAUUCUCCCAACCUCUUUUAAGAUGUAUCAACAAAGAAGAGGCCGAAGAUGCUAUGAACGAAGCCCACGAAGGGGUAUGUGGCAACCACAUAGGAGGACUAAGCCUAGCAUCUAAAAUAGCAAGAGCAGGAUUCUAUUGGCCAUCCAUGAAGAGAGAUUGCAUCAACAAAGUCAAGAAAUGUGAUAGCUACCAGAAGCACAGCUCGGCCAUCCACAAUCCGGCAGAGCAAUUACACACAUCGGAGGUAAGCUGGCCUUUCCAAAAAUGGGGGCUAGAUAUCCUCGACCCAUUUCUAAAAGCACCAGGACAGGUAAAAUACUUACUUGUAGCAAUAUAUUACUUCUCCAAAUGGAUAGAAGCAACUCCAUUAGCAAAAAUAGGAGCUGAUAAAGUAAGAUCUUUCAUUUGGAAACAAAUCAUUUGCCGCUUUGGUAUACCACAUCACAUUAUUACUGACAAUGGUCGGCAAUUCACCGACCAAAGUUUAGCUUCUUUUUUAAAUGAAUUCCAGAUAAAACACCAUUUCUCGUCAGUAGAACAUCCACAGACCAAUGGGCUCGCAGAAGCCGCCAACAAAGUCAUUCUCAACUCUCUUAAGAAGAAACUUGGCAAUGCAAAAGGAGAGUGGGCCGAGUUAAUACCAGAAGUACUAUGGGGUUAUAACACGACAAUUCAAUCUACAACACAAGAAACACCAUUUAGAUUGGUAUAUGGAGCAGACGCCAUGAUCCCAGUUGAGGUCUCAAUAACGUCAGCACGUAGAAACCAAACAUCAACCGAACAAAACGACAACAUCCGACGUACAGAACUCGACACCAUCGACGAAGACAGAGAGAAAGCCUGA